Cordyceps fumosorosea ARSEF 2679 is the source of this 1347-nucleotide messenger RNA. RefSeq lists its product as hypothetical. The transcript has 2 exons. The record is from RefSeq and is a predicted model, not a curated record. The coding region runs from base 1 to 1347 and encodes 448 amino acids. Lineage: Eukaryota; Fungi; Ascomycota; Sordariomycetes; Hypocreales; Cordycipitaceae.
AUGAUUCCCAUCUACGAGGCAGAGGUUGCCAAGAUCAACCACACCCGGAAACAAGACGGACUGGAGGAGAUGCAGGAGAUGCCUCUUGCCCGAGUCACGAGCCAGAGACUGUGUCGGCGCUGUCGCGGCCCUGCCGAUUACAGAUGCCGAACCUGCUGGUCGUUUUACUGUUCAUCUGAGUGUAAGAAGCGCGACGCCGCCGCCCACGUCUUCACCUGCCGAAUGCCCAACCGGCCCAACGAUGUAGACUUCUUGCGACUAGUCAUCCGGAAAGUUAGCAGGGAGGUGAAAUCCGAAGAUGAGGAGCGGAUGCAUAACGCGUUCACCUAUCUGUUCUCCGACGACCAUAUCUGCCGCACUUUCGGCUUCAACAACUGCGCGGACAGACUUCAGGUGCUCAAUCUCAUCUGCCUGUACGGGACCCUCUUCGCCCGAGUCCGGCCCGCCGUGCGAGCGCUGCACGAGGAGCUGGAGGCUAGUACACUCGUCCAGUUCAUGCUUACUUUUUGCAAGCUGGAGCGCGAUAUAGCGAGUCUCAGAAACACGAAGGAAUGCAGCUGCGUCUCAUGGUUCUUGGGAUGGUCGCCGGAUACUUUCCCAGUCCCGAACAUGGACCAGGAGCAGUACGACAUCUGGAUCGCCGCUGCGAGCAGUGCCUUUGCGUCCCUCAAUGUUGAUCAACUUUUCAAGGCUGAAUACCAGUUCAGCCGGUCACAGAGGGACGUUCUCGACCUGUACAUCGCAAUACAGCCCACUCUCUGGAGACUCCCUGACGCGACGACGUCGACCUGGAUCAAGUUUGGGUUCUGCCACUGCAGGUCGUUCUCCCAGCGUGUACAACUUGCAAAGCACUACCUGUCACUUGCCACAUCUGGUGCCACGUUUGAUGACAUUGUCGCCGCAUAUGAGGCGCUGAGAAUACCCGAAUUGAUGCACGCCCGCGGCUUGGACAUCUCAAAGCUGGAGAGCCAGGGCGUAGUCCCUCGUCGGCCAGGCCCCUGCGAGUACAGCGUCUUUCGACUUAUGAUAAGUGUCGAGCAUGCGCUGUCCGGACGCUUCUGCGACUGUUUCCGGGUUCACGAGCAGCGCGAGUGCCACCGCCCCUUCGAGACGCACCUCGAGCGGGAGGGUGACUUGAAUUUUGGAUUUCACCUGACAAGUAGCUGGGAGAAGUGGCAGCUGCUCAACUUCUAUAAGUACAUCUUUCGGCAACGGAGCUUUGACGCUCGUCGCAUGGCACGGGCUGUGGAUGAUGCCGACCGCGAUAGUCUGGAGGCGUAUCUGGAGUCGCUAGACCCUGGAAUGAGGAAGAGACUGCACCUUGCCGCUGCGCCGCUGAGCCAGUAA